Hipposideros armiger (great roundleaf bat) is the source of this 1556-nucleotide messenger RNA. It is a transcript of the gene CUNH14orf39, whose product is annotated as chromosome unknown C14orf39 homolog. Gene Ontology annotation, cellular component: central element. The transcript is spliced from 14 exons. Bases 111 to 1418 code for a protein of 435 amino acids. Lineage: Eukaryota; Metazoa; Chordata; Mammalia; Chiroptera; Hipposideridae. The record is from RefSeq and is a predicted model, not a curated record. Gene Ontology annotation, biological process: meiotic DNA double-strand break processing involved in reciprocal meiotic recombination; spermatogenesis; homologous chromosome pairing at meiosis.
AGUGGCGAGCUGGCUUCGCGUCCCCGGAGCUCGACCCUGAGGGGCAUCUCGGACCCGGGAAAAGGAGGGACUGGACAUUCAGGUCCCAGAGUGGCCGUUGAGCAUCCAAAAUGGAUGACAGCCUAUUUGUCAGUUUGGACAGACUUUUGCUAGAAUUUGUUUUCCAGUAUGAGCAAGAUAUACGCACCAAAGAAGAUAUGAUUCAACUAAUUAAUAAAAACUUUGAAGAUAUUAAACAAAACAAAGCAGCUAUUAGUAAGAUACAUGAAGCUAUAAAUACAACAGAUGAGGAAAUUGGUCAUUACUGUAAACAUAGUAAAGAAAUCAAAGACAACUGUAGUAACUGGAAGCCAACAUGUGAUGUUUUUCAUAAACAUGAAGACUAUAUGCAAGAACAAUUGGCUAUUUAUCAAGAGACUAUUGAAAAAGACAGAAAAAUGUACCAUGGCUAUGUAUGUCAGUAUAAAGAUGUUUUGAAGCAAUACCAACUAAAAUACUCAGAAACACCCCUUUCACAUGAAUAUUAUGAGAAGAAAAAGGAACAUGAAGAAAUUCAAAACAGAAUGUUGGCAUGUACUGAACAACUAAAACUGAAUGAAACGAUUUUUAUGGAAUUGCUUGUGCCUGCUCCCUUUUCAUCACUUACUAAAUGGACAUUACAUUUGGUUAAUUUGAGAUGUAAAACACAAGAUAUUCUUAAACAUGCCAACAAUUUUUCCAAAAUUUCAUGUGAAUUGAAGAAAGAAGUAGAUGAACUGGAAAAAGAAAUUAAUUAUUUAAACCAGCGGAUUACAAGGCUUCAUGAAACUAAAACGUUUUCAGAAACCCUGGAAGAAAAAAAUAAAGAAAAGAGAAAGGAAUUGAAAGAAAGCAUUUUUGAAAAAGAUGAGCAACAUGCACAUAUAUUGAAUAAAACCUCUCAGAACAGUCAAUUAUUUCUGCCAUAUGAAUUUCAGAAAUUAAUCAGACCAAUAACUAUGCAUUCUUCAGAAUCAAGAGUUAUAGGUACAGUUACAUGUGGAGAACAUUUUGAGAUGCCAAGAGAUAAUGAUGAAGUAGAAGAAAGGGCUGAGGAUUUUCCACAAACUCCUGAAAUUCCUCUAUUUUUAAGAACUCCUGAAGCUGUGAAAACACCUGAAUCUUUGGAGAAAUUAGUGUUCCCUAAAACCCCCUCAAUUGAAAUAUGGAUAUUCUUCCUGAUUUCUUCUGGAAUAAGGAAUUAUAUCUUAUAUGCACAGUUUAAUGAACAUAACGCUGCAGGAAAUUUAAAUCCUCUCUCAUCACAGCAAGAAAUUGGAAACAUAUUUGGAAAACCAGAAGGAGAAGAUGCCUUUACAUUUUCUUUUUCAUCAGACUCUUCAACUCAUGCAUUUGGAGCUGGAAAAGAUGAUUUUAGUUUUCCAUUUUCAAUUGAAUAGGAUCAAAAUUCAACAUCAUCUUCUGUAAUAUAUUUUUUGUCUUUUUUACAAAAUACAACACAAUUUCCUUUUUUGAACUAAUUAGUAAUUUCUUGAAUUGUUUUACUGCUUUGUAAUCAUCUAGGGCAUAAAUUUACA